AUGCCAGCUCACGCCCAGAUCCAUACUACCAUCACCACCCUCCCCACCGGCCCCCCUCUCGUCAUCGCAAUCAUAGCCGGAACCUCAGGCAUAGGAUCCUACAUUGCCAAAGCAUUUGCUUCCGUCUACCGCAAUUCAGGAACCAAACUCCGCGUCUAUGUUGUUGGCCGCAACACCUCGCGCGCAGAAGCCCUACUCGCACAUGUGCGCUCCACGAGCCCAGGUUCAGAAUGGCGGUUCAUAAAAGCGCAGGAUCUGGCGCUGAUGAGUGAUGUCGAUGCCGUGUGUGCGCAGAUCAAGCGAUACGAGGAGGAAGAACCGUUCGAGGGAGGAGGAGGUCCGAGGAUAGAUAUGCUAUACAUGGGUCAAGCAAUUUUCCCACUUGCACCGUCAAUCGUGAGUUUUCAUUCUCUUCUUCACUAUUCGAUGACGGGGGAGUAUAACACAUGGUCGGACGAGAGUUUUUCUCAUACUAACAUCAACCACCAAUCUUCCAGCAACAAAGAAGGCCUAGACACCCAAAUGUCUCUGUUAUACUACUCGCGUAUUCGCUUCAUCCUCAAACUAACCCCACUGCUCCUCUGCUCUCAAAACCCAUCGGGCGCCCACGUUAUAUCUGUCUUCGCAGGGACAAUGGAAGACCCUAUCGAUGCGAAAAACCUCCCUAUCGGCCCACCACCGCCCGAGAAAUACGGUGUCACAUCGGUCCGCACGCACGUCUCUUUUAUGAAGACCCAUUUUUUCGAGGCCCUGGCUGAACAACACGCUGGCAACAUCUCUUUUAUUCAUGUUUUCCCUGGCCUGGUUGAUGGCCCGACUUUCUAUAAUGAUGCAAAUCCACUGUGGUUCCGUGUCUUGUGGCGCGUAGCCAAGGUGAUGAUGAGCUGGUAUAUGACGAGUCCCCAAGUCUGUGGCGAGGUCAUGGUGCUUUUGGGAACGGGGAGGUAUCCUGCCAAAGGGGUUGCUGUGGGGGGAGGUGAUGUGGCAUUCAGUAGUACGAGGGAAAGAGGAGGCGGUGCCUAUGCUGUUGAUCAGAGAGGUGACGAGAAAAAGCAAGUUAGUUAUGCGAAGCUGAGGCAAAGUGAUACAAGGGAUCGAGUUUGGAAACAUACCAUGGGUGUGUUGAAUGGUAUUCAAGAAAUGACGGGGUAG
This is a messenger RNA of Alternaria atra, 1152 nucleotides long. RefSeq lists its product as uncharacterized. NCBI's taxonomy places the organism in Eukaryota, Fungi, Ascomycota, Dothideomycetes, Pleosporales, Pleosporaceae. The transcript has a single exon. Bases 1 to 1152 code for a protein of 383 amino acids. Gene Ontology annotation, biological process: secondary metabolic process. The record is from RefSeq and is a predicted model, not a curated record.